AUGACAGCCCUGAGAUCCCUCACCAUCCGCCGUCUCGCCCUCGCGCGACCAGUCCCCAGAGCGACUGCGUCUCCCGUGGCGCGGCAGGUGAGGUGGAGCACGAGCAAGCCCGGCGGCGACGGCGACGGUGACCUCGGCGGCCCCGGAGGCCAGGAGCCCGUGCCGUCCAGCAGCGGCCCGUCCCAGAGCUGGCCGACGUUGGCGGCGAUUGCGGCGGCCGGGCUGGCCGUGGGCGGAUACCUCGUCCACCUGACGGGCAAGUCCAAGGGCCAGGGGAAAGUGAUGGAGAAGGGCGAGUUUGAUAAGCUAGCUGAGAAGGUCACACCGAGGAAGUGA
Molecule: messenger RNA, 336 nt
Organism: Colletotrichum higginsianum IMI 349063
Lineage: Eukaryota; Fungi; Ascomycota; Sordariomycetes; Glomerellales; Glomerellaceae
Exons: 2
Coding region: 1-336 (111 amino acids)
Source: RefSeq, a predicted model, not a curated record